CACGGAGGUGGCGGUUGGGUCGGAAGAGUGAGAGACUCUUUGGCUAGUUUUUCCUGCUUGUUUUCUCCUCCUUUUUUUUCUGUCGGUAGAGCGCAGUUAUGGGUCGCAAGAAGAAGAAGCAGCUGAAGCCAUGGUGCUGGUAUUGUAAUAGAGAUUUUGAUGAUGAGAAGAUCCUUAUACAGCACCAAAAAGCAAAGCAUUUUAAAUGUCAUAUAUGUCAUAAGAAAUUGUAUACAGGACCUGGCUUAGCUAUUCAUUGCAUGCAGGUGCAUAAAGAGACAAUAGAUGCAGUACCAAAUGCAAUACCUGGGAGAACAGACAUAGAGUUGGAAAUAUAUGGUAUGGAAGGUAUUCCAGAAAAAGACAUGGAUGAAAGAAGACGACUUCUUGAACAGAAAACACAAGAGAGUCAAAAAAAGAAGCAACAAGAGGAUUCUGAUGAAUAUGAUGAUGAUGACUCUGCAGCUUCAACUUCAUUUCAACCGCAGCCUGUUCAACCUCAACAAGGCUAUAUCCCGCCAAUGGCACAACCAGGACUAUCACCAGUUCCAGGAGCACCAGGAAUGCCUCCAGGCAUACCUCCGUUAAUGCCAGGUGUUCCUCCUCUGAUGCCAGGAAUGCCACCAGUUAUGCCAGGAAUGCCACCUGGAUUGCAUCAUCAGAGAAAAUACACCCAGUCAUUUUGCGGUGAAAACAUAAUGAUGCCAAUGGGUGAAAUGAUGCCACCUGGACCGGGAAUACCACCUCUGAUGCCUGGUAUGCCACCAGGUAUGCCCCCUCCUGUUCCACGUCCUGGAAUUCCUCCGAUGACUCAAGCACAGGCUGUUUCAGCGCCAGGUAUUCUUAACAGACCACCUGCACCAACAGCAACAGUUCCAGCUCCACAGCCUCCAGUUACUAAGCCUCUUUUCCCCAGUGCAGGACAGGCUCAGGCAGCUGUCCAAGGACCUGUUGGUACAGAUUUCAAGCCCUUAAAUAGUACCCCUGCAACAACUACAGAACCCCCAAAGCCUACAUUCCCUGCAUAUACACAGUCUACAGCUUCAACCACUAGUACAACAAAUAGCACUGCAGCUAAACCAGCAGCUUCAAUAACAAGUAAGCCUGCUACACUUACGACGACCAGUGCAACCAGUAAGUUGAUCCAUCCAGAUGAGGAUAUAUCGCUGGAAGAGAGAAGAGCACAGUUACCUAAAUAUCAACGUAAUCUUCCUCGACCAGGACAGGCUCCCAUUGGUAAUCCACCUGUUGGACCAACUGGAGGUAUGAUGCCACCACAGCCAGGCAUUCCACAGCAACAAGGAAUGAGACCCCCGAUGCCGCCUCAUGGUCAGUAUGGUGGUCAUCAUCAAGGCAUGCCAGGUUAUCUUCCUGGUGCUAUGCCACCGUAUGGGCAGGGACCGCCAAUGGUGCCCCCUUACCAAGGUGGGCCUCCUCGACCUCCGAUGGGAAUGAGACCUCCUGUAAUGUCGCAAGGUGGCCGUUACUGAUCUUACUUCAUCCAGUCUAAUAGGUUUGGAGAUUAAACCUUUUCUCAACUUGUGCUGUUUAUAUAGCCAAGCUUCCGUCAAUAAGGCUUCAUUGUGACUUUAACAAACAUUAUCUUCCCACAUACCAGGAACUAUUGGACAUUUAUUUUACAUGGGAAAAUUUAUUUGGAAUAAUAAAGCAGGAACUUUUCCUGAAGUUGC
Lagenorhynchus albirostris (white-beaked dolphin) is the source of this 1691-nucleotide messenger RNA. RefSeq names its product BUB3-interacting and GLEBS motif-containing protein ZNF207-like. The record is from RefSeq and is a predicted model, not a curated record. Bases 99 to 1490 code for a protein of 463 amino acids. Lineage: Eukaryota; Metazoa; Chordata; Mammalia; Artiodactyla; Delphinidae. The transcript has a single exon. Gene Ontology annotation, cellular component: nucleus.